Molecule: messenger RNA, 1049 nt
Organism: Arvicanthis niloticus (Nile rat)
Lineage: Eukaryota; Metazoa; Chordata; Mammalia; Rodentia; Muridae
Source: RefSeq, a predicted model, not a curated record
CCGGCGGCGGAAGUGGCUGCACCGGGUCGGCCAGGGCGAACCGGCAGGAGGAGGCUUUCGGGCUGCAUGGCGGGAGCUCCGGCCGGCGGCGAGCCGGGCCCUGCGGCGGGCGAGCCACUGCUGCAGAGACCCGACUCCGGCCAGGGCUCGCCGGAGCCGCCGGCCCACGGGAAGCCCCAGCAGGGCUUCCUUUCCAGACUCUUCACCCGAAACCAGAGUUGUCCGCUCAUGCUCCUGAAGACGCUGGAGACGAAUCCGUACGUCAGACUUCUACUUGAUGCUAUGAAACACUCGGGUUGUGCUGUGAACAGAGAGAGACACUUUUCCUGUGAAGUCUGUGACGGAAGCGUCAGUGGAGGCUUUGAUGCGUCUACGUCUCAGAUUGUUUUGUGUGAGAAUAAUAUCCGGAAUCAGGCGCACAUGGGCAGGGUCGUCACCCACGAGCUCAUCCACGCAUUUGACCAUUGCCGGGCUCACGUCCAGUGGUUCACCAACAUCAGACAUCUGGCGUGCUCCGAGAUUCGAGCCGCAAGCCUCAGUGGGGACUGCUCACUUGUGAACGAACUCCUCAGGCUGCACUUUGGAUUAAAGCAACACCAUCAGACUUGCGUGCGGGACAGAGCUGUUCUCUCUAUCCUGGCUGUCAGGAACAUCAGCAGAGAAGAGGCCCAGAAGGCCGUGGACGAAGUCUUCCAGUCCUGUUUCAGUGACCGCGAGCCCUUCGGCAGGAUCCCACAUAACAAGACGUACGCCAGAUACGCUCACAGGGACUUUCAGAACCGCGAUCGCUACUACUCGAACAUAUGACGCCGGUGGCCGUCUGUCAGGACCGGGAGGGACCUGCGGUUCUCCGGCACAGAAUGAAUAACAUGUAAACCGAUCAGUUAGGUUCUACCAUAAAAUGCAGAACGUGCUGAUUUUAGCGUAACAAAGAAAUAAACGUGGCAGAGAGGAACCCUUUAAACUGCAAGGCAGAAAUGGGGUCUUUGUAGCUGAUCAUUUAGUAAAAAAUGGUAAAUAAAUUACAUUUUUUUGUAUUUUCUACAGUA